This is a messenger RNA of Cloeon dipterum, 1589 nucleotides long. Its product is annotated as peptidoglycan-recognition protein SC2-like. Bases 758 to 1342 code for a protein of 194 amino acids. NCBI's taxonomy places the organism in Eukaryota, Metazoa, Arthropoda, Insecta, Ephemeroptera, Baetidae. Gene Ontology annotation, molecular function: zinc ion binding; N-acetylmuramoyl-L-alanine amidase activity; peptidoglycan binding. The record is from RefSeq and is a predicted model, not a curated record. Gene Ontology annotation, biological process: innate immune response; peptidoglycan catabolic process. The transcript is spliced from 4 exons.
UCCGAACGGAAGUGUUAUCUAAACUGGCAACUGCUCCGCAUAUCAAUUCUGCGGACUAUACCUCAUUGGAAAUCAUUGCAUUGGGAAGCAACAUCAAAUACUCGCUUAAGGCAGGACCUUUUUACAAGCUCUCGCUGAAAACGCUGAACGCUAUAACAGCAGCUUCAUAUAGCUAUUACAGCUUCCUGCGCAAUGUUAAACUUGAUAAAAUCAAACCUUAAAGGAUCAUAAUCAGGAUCGAAACAUACGAAAUUUAAUGUUAAACACGUUUCGUUAUUCAAAUUACACAAAAAGGAGCAUUUCACGAACUCAUAGAAAAUGUGUUUUGCACUAGAUAAGUAUCAAAACAGCAUUAACAUUUAUUACAAUGUUUCUUUUGUAGCGCAUGUUUGCGGCAAUAACCUAUAAUUUAGUAUAACGUGCUGCAUGCCAAGUAAACAUUUUUCCCACCGUGCACAAAAAUCAAUAUUUUGAGUCACAAUUUCGGCAAAAUGGUAAUUUUUCCAACAGAAACACAAAUAAGUAUCGCAACUGCUGUGCUGCAGCAAUAAACGCAGAGCCCUCCCCUUUUACGACGUCAAAAAUGAUUUAAUUCUUGCCAGAGAAAACGCGUGGGCAUUAUCCAUUCCACAGUCGGAGGAAGUACCAAAAGCAAACAAACAAUUUAGAAUCUCGCAAGCGAAUCUCAUAAGCGCCUGGCGAUAAAUAAUCGCCGGGUGACUCUGCUAGUUCACAGUUUGGUUGCGUCGGUGUCACCAUGAACUUGCUAGUGGUGAUUGUUGUGCAUCUACUUGCGUUAGCAGCCGCCCUGCCAACAUUGCCAGCUGGUUGUCCGUCGAUUGUGUCGAGAGAAGAAUGGGGAGCAAGGUCGUCACGGCAGAUAGCGCGACGAAAUCCUUUGUCUCCUUUCCUGAUGGUGCACCACGGUGGCAUUCGCAGCUAUUGUACCACAAAAGAAGCGUGCUCGCGAAUUAUUCGCUCGUACCAAGAUUUACACAUGGAUGACCGCGGUUGGGAUGACAUUGGCUACAGUUUUCUCAUCGGCGAGGACGGAAACAUUUACGAGGGACGUGGCUGGGACCGCAUCGGGGCGCACGCAAUCAAGUACAACACGAACAGCAUUGGUGUCUGCUUCGUCGGAGAUUUCACAGAUCGAUUACCAGAAGAUGUGGCACUGCAAGCGUUCUACAAGCUAGUGUCAUGCAGCAUUAAAAUGAAUUUUCUGCCCAACAACUACACUUUAUUGGGACAUCGACAGGCAAAGGACACCAUGUGCCCAGGAGAUUCUCUAUUUAAGGAAAUCUCACAGUGGCCAAACUGGAAGAAUGUAACUUCAAAUUAAUGAAUGAUUAUUUUUUGUAUUUUUUUCUCACUUUGGUUGGAACCCUCGUUUUUGGGAUAUUUUCUAAAAAAAUUAAACAAUACAAACACUAGUGCGUGCAGCAUAUUUUACUCUAUUAGUAGAAUUUCAUUCAAUUCUUGUGAUAAUAUUUAAGAACUACUCACUCUACAUAUUACUUUUCCUUUAGUUCUCGAUAUUUUUUUGUUUUUGCUUGGGGGCAUCACAAAUAUAUCACGUUUCAGCGAAA